Molecule: messenger RNA, 2732 nt
Organism: Papilio polytes (common Mormon)
Lineage: Eukaryota; Metazoa; Arthropoda; Insecta; Lepidoptera; Papilionidae
Product: histone-lysine N-methyltransferase 2C-like
Exons: 20
Coding region: 156-2732 (858 amino acids)
Biological process (GO): positive regulation of transcription by RNA polymerase II
Cellular component (GO): MLL3/4 complex
Molecular function (GO): histone H3K4 methyltransferase activity; histone binding; transcription coactivator activity
Source: RefSeq, a predicted model, not a curated record
CGCAUUCGCAGUCCCAAGCGAAUGUCGAAUAUUAUUUCUUUUGACUUUGUAAUUAUUUUUAUCUUUUAAAACCACCAAGAAAAAUGAUUUAUUUAAUCAUUUUUAAUAUAAUCUCCUAAGUUUGACGUGAUAUCAGUCCAUCGCAACUUUUUGCGAUGGACGUACAAGACGAAGGUGUUUUGGAUGUUGACUUACUCCCUGACGAUGGGUCAGACGAUGAAGGUGAAGCGCCGCCGUCUUCUGAUUUCUAUGUGGGGCCAGGGUCAACACCAACAUCAUGUGCAUCAUCCCCCCGUGGGGAGGAGCCUGCCUCCCCACACGGGGGUGCGGCACAGCCAGCCUUCUUCCACCACCAACCAUACAGCCGACCAUUCUUUACGUCUGUUAGAAGAGGUCCGGGUAGACCUAGGAAAGAGGGGCCCAAGUUAGCUAGAGAAGGGAAAAUUGUCAGAAGAUACAGAGGGAAUGCUGGUUCAGUGAGAGGAGCAAAGCGUCAUCGCACUAGCCGGGAUGAUGCUCUUGAUGAGAUAAUGGAUGAGGAUGACUUCACUAUGCCAGCUCCAGAAGAGCCACCAUAUAUGCCUGAAAAGUGGCCCGGAAAAGUUUGUGCUUUCUGUAACCUGAGUGAGAAAAGUCAACUAGGGCAGGGUGAGAUGCGUCAAAUAGUUUGUAAUAUUGAAGAGGGUGAUGGAAGUUCAACACCGGCUAUAAAUUCUGGAGGUGCAACACCAACAAGCAUAUCAACACCAAGCACACCAACUUUACCAAUGAUACCUGGGUUAUCAUCACCACCACCUGAGUCAAUAGAUCCAAUGCAACAACAUUUAGCUUUACCAUUAAGUAGACGGCAAAAGGCUUUUAAUAAAUGCAAAACUCCACUGUACAACAUGGAGCACACAGAUGAACUGUCCAUCAUUGGUUACUUGGAUAUUCUGGAGUUACCAUCCAUUGUGUCUUCCAGUGCAAUAUACAUACAUAGAUGUUGUUUGGAAUUUAGUCCACCCUUUCAGGAUCAGGUUGCAGCAGCUUCUAAUAAUGAAGAUAAAAGCCAAUUAGAAGAAGCAAGAGUUAAAGGAAUUGUUAGCAAUGCAUUAUCAAGAAAGUGUGCCUUUUGUCAAAGACAUGGGGCAAGCAUUCCAUGCAAGAUGAGCUGUAGUAAAUAUUUCCAUUUACCAUGUGUCUUGGCAUCAGGAGGUUUUAUUGAUUUUCAUACCAAGUCAUCUUUCUGUAAAGAUCAUUUAUAUCAAGUACCACUUGUUUGUACAGCUGAUAUUGAAUGUAGGACGUGUAGAACAAUCGGCGACAUCUCCAACUUAAUGACAUGUGUUACUUGCGGAGGUCACUACCAUGGUACUUGUGUAGGACUCGCUCAGAUGCCAGGGGUGCGCGCGGGCUGGUCGUGCCGCGGCUGCCGCGUGUGCCAGGUGUGCCGCGGCGAGGCGCCGGGCGACGCGCGCGCCGUCGCCUGCGAGCACUGCGACAAGCUCUACCACGCCGCCUGUCUGCGCCCCGUCAUGGCCACCGUGCCCAAGUACGGCUGGAAGUGCAAGUGCUGCCGCGUGUAUGCGUUAUACGUGCACGGCGCGUGCGACCCGGACGCCGAGCCGCAGCAGUACAGACAGAAGAAAGACCAGAACCCCUCCUAUGAGUACAACUGUCCCAUCUGCAAGUCUAACAUGCAGAUGUCCGGCUCCAAAUCUGCUUCUUUCGAAGAUGAUAGUUUGACUCAAAGUGGACAAGAUUCUUCUUAUGGCGAGGAAAAUUCACAACAAGAACAGGAUCCUCUAGCUAUUGAGUCCAAGCCUUUACAGCAGGCGGAUGUUGGACUAGGAAAGGGCAAACCAUUUUCGGUGUCAUCUAAAGUGGCGAAGAAAAAAAUCGGCGGGUAUAAAUUAAAAGGCGGAUUCCCUCCAGCGGGUAAACUAGGCUUUCAAAAGCGGCAGAGAGCUGUUCUUGAUUUCGGUCGCAAGAGGGGGUCGAAACCUAAAAUGAGAGGGGUGUUUGGUGUUCCCGGCUUAGGACUACAAAGACCUCAAGCACCAGACAAUAAAACUCCAGAAGAUGACCCAGGUGUAGAAAAUAAACUUGUGCUGUGUUCGAGUAAAGACAAGUUUGUACUGACACAAGAUUUGUGUGUCAUGUGCGGUGCCAUUGGAACUGACUCUGAGGGCUGCCUCAUAGCCUGCGCACAGUGCGGACAAUCAUACCACCCUUAUUGUGUUAACAUCAAGGUGUCUCAGGUGAUAGUGAGCGUGGGAUGGCGCUGCCUGGACUGCACGGUGUGCGAGGGGUGCGGGUCGCGCGGCGACGACGCGCUGCUGGUGCUGUGCGACGACUGCGACACUGCGUGGCACACGUACUGCGCGCGGCCGCACCUCGCCGACGUGCCGCGCGGCGCCUGGCGCUGCGAGCGCUGCCGCCGCUGUCGCGUCUGCGGCACACGGGACACCCUCGCCUGGCGAGACAACUACACAGAGUGCGCGCCGUGUGCGUCGCUGGUGAUGUGCUGCGUGUGCGCGGAGCCGUACUCCGACGGCGAGCUGAUCAUCCAGUGCGAGGCGUGCCAGCGCUGGCUGCACGCCUCCUGCGACAGCAUACGCAGCGAGAACGACGCAGAGAUCUGCUGCCGGACGGGAUACAAGUGUAUAAUGUGCCGCGGGCGCGAGGUGCCGCCGCCGCACGUGUCGCGCGCGCUGCCGGCGAAGGCUCAGCUGAUGCGGCCUCCAGCUUGA